Cylas formicarius (sweet potato weevil) is the source of this 2323-nucleotide messenger RNA. Its product is annotated as membrane-associated tyrosine- and threonine-specific cdc2-inhibitory kinase wee-1.3. Gene Ontology annotation, biological process: protein phosphorylation. Lineage: Eukaryota; Metazoa; Arthropoda; Insecta; Coleoptera; Brentidae. The transcript has 7 exons. The coding region runs from base 243 to 1670 and encodes 475 amino acids. Gene Ontology annotation, molecular function: ATP binding; protein kinase activity. The record is from RefSeq and is a predicted model, not a curated record.
CUGAACGUAGCAGUUUUCUAUAAUUCAAAGAUGUUUAAUUUUUAUUGUUUUAUUAUUUAUUUGCAACCGCAUGAUUUGAGACACGAUUCAAAACAACCAAUCACGGUUAGGACCUGAAACCACCAUUUAAAUAGCGGAAAAUCUCGGCGUCAGUCCACGUUUGACUUGCAGCGUUAGUGGUGAUGUGAAUCCGUAGUGUUUGUAUUUGUAGCAUUUUAGUUGAUUUUUUAUAUUUUAAAUUUAUGUUCAACAUGAGUAGUGAAAUAAACUCGCCGUUGUUACCCGAGGAAAUGCAAACCAACGAAAAAUUAUCCACAAAAAAGCAACUAGCGAAAAAAGAACAAUAUCCGGUCUGUCCAUCACCACCACCGAAACCGAGAAAAAUGACAAGUAGGGAAACAAAUUUAAAACCCAUUGCAAUUAGUUUCUCCAGACCAACUGCCUUAAGCCCACUGUUUGAUCCGAAAAAUGCAACAUCUUACAUGGAUCAAGUGUUCACGUCAUACGGCUAUUUGGGUGAAGGAAGCUUUGGCAAAGUAUUCCAAGUAAGAAGCCGAGAAGAUCGCCAGUUGUAUGCCAUAAAAACCAUAAAGGCGAAUGUAUGUUCCAAAGAUCGUUAUGCUGAAGUGAACAACAACGAAAUUGUUGGUGUACACCCCAAUUGUGUUCAAUUUUUUAUGGCAUGGGAAGAAAACACUGACAUGUACAUGCUUCUUGAACAUUGUGAUAUGUCUUUAGCUGAUUAUUCUAAAGAAAACAGCAAUAUUCCCGAAGAAAUGCUGUUCAACAUGUUGUAUGAUAUAUGUAAAGCAUUAGAAUUUUUGCACAACAAAAACUUGCUGCAUUUAGACGUGAAACCAGGGAAUAUCUUGUUAAAAGAUGGUUUUUUUAAGCUUGCAGAUUUUGGUCUGCUGGUGGAUAUGAAAAGUGAUAACCGUGUUUCUAAGUCAACUCUGUCAGAUGGCGAUUCCAAAUACUUAGCAUUAGAAGUAUUAGAUGGUAUAUACACUCCAGCCUGUGAUAUUUUUGGUUUAGGUAUGACUCUUUUUGAACUUUCUACAGAUUUAGAAUUACCUGAUCAUGGUCCCUUGUGGCACCGCCUUCGACAUAAUGUAUUCCCGAAUGAAUUGUAUGAAACAGUGAGUCUGGAAUUAAGAAUGAUCAUACUGAAAAUGACGGAUUCAGAUUACAAAAACAGACCCACAGCUGCAAAAAUUCUUUCAUUUGCUACUGUUAAAGAUAUUGAAAAACGCGACGGCAACUUAAGCAGAACUAAUUUUGCAAUCCCUUAUUUGAAGGAAAAGAAAAUUUUGCAGACUGAGUUACCAUUUUCUUCUUCAAUCUCAACAAUACAAAAUAACAAUAGUCAACUAUGCAGACAAGAAACUUCAGAUUAUGGCAGUAUGGUUGCUUCAACAUCCAGAGCGCCUGGCAGAAAAUCCCUUUUCCGAGAUUGUGGGAAUAGUUCUUCAACCUUUAUGGGAUUAUCGGAUGACUUAUGUGACUUAGCGCUAAUAGCAUCUGAUUCGCAAACUGUGGAUGAUUCGGGUACCGAAGUUGCCAAUGAAAAUUUUGACGCGCAAGGUACUAGUUCAAUGACAACUUCUACACCUAUUUUAAAAAGUCGUCAGCUUAAAAAAUUGCCGAAAGCACGUUUAAAUUUCGAAUAAACUCUCAGCUCUAUGCUUAACUUAGUACUUAACUUUGAUUUUCAACAGUAUGACUUUUAAAAGACUGUUUUUUAAAUAAAAAAUAUUUAUUCUUGCUUACAUUCUUGGUCUCGUCUUCCAAUAAUUACUUAUAAGGGAAAAUUGUUUUAUAAAAACUAUUUAUUUGUAUUCUGUUAGUUGUAUGUGUAAUUAGCUGGUAGUAGUUAGUUGUUGCCAUGUGCAAUUGAUUACAAGAGCAAAGGUUCUAAAAAUGAAAAUAUCAAUAAAAAUCUAAAUCAAAUCUUAGGUUUUUAGGAAGAAAUACUCAUUAUAAAACAAAAAGAUGUUAUUUCCUGUCCAGGUUUUUAAAUUUCUUCAAAUUUCAUUCAUUGUAUGUUUUGUAUAGGAUAACAGUAAGUUUUGCAAUAUAUAAAGGUGCUUCUUGUUCCUAUAGGUAACUGCUAAAUGUGAUGCAAUUAGGUGACUUUGUUGCCAAUUUAUUUGCAUAUUAACCGCCACAUGUUUAUGGUUUCGUACUGAUAUGUUAAGCCGCUGAUGCGGCAAUGAUUUUCUGAUUGAAAGUGUAUUAACUGAAAAACACUUCUUGCUCACUGUGGUGGACUUUGUGAUUUAGUUUAGUCAUUAAUCGUCAAGAGUUUAUUUGUGUUAUAUUU